AUGGAGAAAGUCUACUUUGGGAGGACCAAGAACAAAGUACACACCGAAGACGUGAGAAGCGUGCGUAGGACAGAACCGCCACCGCCAGCUGUGGAUUUCCAGGCAGGAGAACGGGGCAUCAAGGUUCGGCCUCUGGUUGCAAUGCAGUUGGAACCAGGGGCUGAGUUCAUUGACCUACCGGAGGAGAUCAAGGAGGCAUUGCCGCCGUCAGAACCGAUAGGACUGAACGAGGCCAUGGAGAAGAUAUCCCAGCAGCUGGCAUCAGACAUCAUCCAAAAAAUACCCAACUACCGAAAGUUGCGAGACAGAAGCUAUACGAUCAUGCUCAAAGCGGAGAGAGGAAAUGCCAACUGGUUGUGGUUCAAGACCCUGGACCUUUCGCGCUUGUUCUUGGCUGUACUGGUGAAGAAGGUAGAAAGGAAGGUGUGGCAGAUGGCGAUCGAUAAUCUGCUCCCACAGAAAGGGCUAGUACGCACGCCGUGUUUGCAAAGUUGGCACCUGAUGGAGUCGCAAAAAGACUGGAGGGAGUUGGCAAACACGCUGAGCGAUACAGACGCAGGGAGUGUACGGAAGGAGUUUCAACAAAAGGUGUUGAACCAAUGUCUUUGGCUGCCUUCGGCUAACGCAAGUCGGUUAUGGAAGACGACGGGAUCAAAAUAUUGUGCGGCCACCAUGAUUCUGGAGACUCACCAAGGCACUGCAAUAUGCAUCGUUAUCAAUCCCAACUGCUACCGCUGGCGCGAAGAGAUCAGAGUACACUGCGGCACUCCAUAG
Messenger RNA from Punctularia strigosozonata HHB-11173 SS5, 774 nucleotides. RefSeq lists its product as uncharacterized. Lineage: Eukaryota; Fungi; Basidiomycota; Agaricomycetes; Corticiales; Punctulariaceae. The record is from RefSeq and is a predicted model, not a curated record. The transcript has a single exon. The coding region runs from base 1 to 774 and encodes 257 amino acids.